This is a messenger RNA of Gamsiella multidivaricata, 1602 nucleotides long. RefSeq names its product major facilitator superfamily domain-containing protein. Lineage: Eukaryota; Fungi; Mortierellomycota; Mortierellomycetes; Mortierellales; Mortierellaceae. Bases 1 to 1602 code for a protein of 533 amino acids. The record is from RefSeq and is a predicted model, not a curated record. The transcript has 3 exons. Gene Ontology annotation, biological process: transmembrane transport. Gene Ontology annotation, cellular component: membrane. Gene Ontology annotation, molecular function: transmembrane transporter activity.
AUGUCGUCCGAGAAGCAAGAGGUGUACGAAUACAGGUAUGAAGGACCCGAGGACAUUGAGCGCAAGGGCAGCGUCGCCUCCACACUCAGCGGUCCGAAUCAGGCGGACACCCCGGAUGAGAAACUGAGGAAGUUGGGCGAGCAAAAUCCACACUACGACCACGAUCUCACAUGGACCGCUGCAGAAGAGAAACAGCUCGUCCGGAUAUUCGAUCUCAAGGUCCUCUCGUGGAUCGGCGUCAUGUUCUUCUUCCUACAACUCGAUCGCGGCAAUCUGUCUAAUGCCUUGACUGACAACCUCAUGCAGGACCUCAAUAUCGACCUGAACACCAUCACGCUCAGCACGACCAUCUUUGUUCUCUUCUUCUGCUUCUUCGAGAUCCCUUCCAACAUGAUCAUCCGCCGCGUCGGUCCUCACCGCUGGAUUCCCUUCCUCAUGUUCUUCUGGGGGCUUGCCACCGCCUCCCAUAUCUGGCUCAAGGACAGGGUCUCCUUCCUGAUCUGCCGCGCCCUCGUGGGUACCUUCGAGGCCGGUUACAUCCCGGGGAUUGCCAUUUAUCUGACCACCUACUACAAACGCGAAGAGAUGGCCCUUCGCCUCUCCAUCUUCUGGAGCACACUCUCGGUCGCCAAUUCCUGUGCAGGUGUGCUCUCGUACUUUAUCCUGCACAUGCGGGGGAUUGCUGGUCUGGCUGGCUGGAGAUGGUUGUUCCUGAUCGAGGGGGUCGCCACGGCCUUUGUCGGUCUGCUGUCCUUCUUCAUCCUUCCCGAGGGUCCAACCGGCACGAAGGGGUUCCUGCGCUUCUCUGGAUACCUGACCGAGCGCCAGGAAUUGAUCGCUAUCACCCGUCUCAUCCGCGACGAUCCCUCAAAAGCCGACCCUUCCAAAAGCGUCGUCCCUAAGGCUGAUAUUGUACGUGCGCUCCUGUCCCCGCGCAUCUGGCCCAAUGUCCUGAUCGGGUUCUUUGGGCUCCUACCCUCGGCGCCCAUUACGGUUUUUACACCCAUAAUUCUGAAGAUGCUGGGAUUCGAUGCAUUGAAGACAAACUUGAUGACCAUCCCUGGCUACAUCCUGGGCUUGAUUAUCAUGUCCACGGUCUCCUAUUCGUCUGAUCGGUUCAAUGAACGCGCGUUCCAUGGUGCGGCUGCGACGUUGUACUACGCAGCUUGCGUUGCCAGUUUGGCAUUGUUGCCCAUCAAUGCGAAUAAGUACAGUCUCUAUAUCUGCUUGAUCUUCACGAUGGGUGGACAAACCUGCUGGCAUCCUGUCAAUGCUGCUUGGAUCGCCAGCAACACAGCCCCUGUGGGCAAACGGACGAUCGCGUUGGCCAUGUACAUCAUCUCCGUCAACAUCACCGCCAUUGCUGGCUCAAACGUCUUCCGCAGCAAGGACGCUCCCCGCUUCUUCACAGGGAUGUGGAUCCUGUUCGGGUCCUUGAUCAUCACCAUCUUGCUCUUUAUCUUCCAGAGAUACCAUUUCAUCUAUCUCAACAAGAAGCGCGCCAGUAUCACCAAGGGCUGGACCGCAGACGACUGGAGACAUUACAACGAGACCACAAAAGACGUUGGCGAUGAUCGUCUCGACUUUGUCUACUCAUAUUAA